Penicillium longicatenatum is the source of this 375-nucleotide messenger RNA. RefSeq lists its product as uncharacterized. NCBI's taxonomy places the organism in Eukaryota, Fungi, Ascomycota, Eurotiomycetes, Eurotiales, Aspergillaceae. The transcript is spliced from 2 exons. The record is from RefSeq and is a predicted model, not a curated record. The coding region runs from base 1 to 375 and encodes 124 amino acids.
AUGCCGACCAAUAUCAAAGCUGAUGCCUUGCCCGCACUUGAGAGACUAGCAGCAUGGGUCCGGAGCGCCGAUAUGAAGGAGUAUAAUAGAGAAAAGAAUCUUUUGGAAUGUGUGGACGAGGCUCGUGAAAUAGAAGCCCGACCUUUAAUGGAGCAGCUGGGAUAUGCCACAAGGGGCCAUGGCGCUUUGCUGUUGCGGAUAUGCGGUAAGGCUUCGAUUGAGAAACAUGAUGAUGGUCGAACGUUAUUAUUCUUCCCUCUGUCCGGAGACGUCCAAGUCGCCGGUGAAGUCCUCGAACCAGGAACCUAUACUAAGAUCACAAAGACUCUGGACCUUGACGCACAAUUAGAUUGUCUGAUUGUCAUUCUACCCUAA